ACUUCCUCAGAUUCUUUGAAGACCUGAGGGACAUGCUGGGCUUUACGCCGUACCGCUUCUACUAUUACAUGUGGAAGUACAUCACGCCCAUCCUGCUGCUGGUCCUUCUCUGCUCCAGCUUCAUCCAGCUGGCGAUGACGCCGCCCAGCUAUAGUGCCUGGAUACAGGAAGAGGCCACGGAGAAGACCCUUCACUUCCCUCCCUGGGGGAUCGCGGUGUGCAUCUCCCUGGUGGUGAUGGCCAUCAUGCCCGUUCCGGUGGUCUUCUGCCUGCGCUUCUUCAACAUCAUCGAUGAGAACACCGGUGGCCUGUCCACCGUCUCCUAUAAGAAGGGCCGUGUCAUUAAGGAGACCCCCCGGCCAGAGGACGACGACGACGCCAGCCUGAUCCAUGGCAAGACACCCAGCGAGGCACCCUCGCCGAUGCCCGGCAAAAACAUCUACCGAAAGCAGAGCGGCGGGGGGGCGGAGGUUAACACGGCUCCCAACGGCCGUUACGGGAUUGGUUACCUGAUGGCGGACAUGCCAGAUAUGCCCGAGUCGGACUUGUAGACCGACUGAUAGUUUGCCCUACCCGGCCGUUCCUCUCCUCCACCCUUGUGCGUGCGUUUAGUCAGCCAUUAUCAUCGUACAUUGUUACCACAAAGUCUGAUCUGAGUAGAUAAGGUAGCUGCUCUGUUGUUUGUCGUCUCUGAACCUUAUGUGACUGUAAGCAGAAAAACUAACGGUUUCGGAAGAGAAGUUCUUGUCUAACCCGACUGCACCUCACAAUCAGAAAAGAAUUGCUGUAUAAAAUGUUUUUUAGGUCUCAUUUUAAUCAAGUAUUGAAGUUGUUUUCAGUGGAUUCACUAUGGAAGGACACAAAGAUCUAAAUCUUUCUUCAUUUCUGGCCAAAUUUCACGUCAGCCUCGCUUAAAUCAGUGAGAAGACAGUGUUUGUAUCCCGUUGUGGUCUGGGACUGAAGUGUGCCUAAAUCAUUUAUAUUUGUUUAUAGAAUACACACAUGUUGUAAAUUUGAGGUAUUCUGUAAAUACAAUAUAAAUAUUAUAUAUUUAUCCUGAUGGUUUGGAUAUCAGAGCAGUGUUUUUAAGGUUCAGAGGUACUUAACUCUCAUGUCUUUGUUUUUUUACUAAUGUUCUGUCCAUGUCGGUGAGGACCGAGUCCUCUUUGUAAAUAUUUUUUCAUGAAAUGCUUAACUUGCGAUGUCUCACCCCACCCCCUCCCUCCUCCAGUUCAAAAAUAAAAGUCAAAGACGAUCCACAUUUUGACCGUU
Messenger RNA from Cyprinodon variegatus (sheepshead minnow), 1272 nucleotides. Its product is annotated as sodium-dependent neutral amino acid transporter B(0)AT2-like. The transcript is spliced from 2 exons. The coding region runs from base 33 to 551 and encodes 172 amino acids. Gene Ontology annotation, cellular component: membrane. The record is from RefSeq and is a predicted model, not a curated record. NCBI's taxonomy places the organism in Eukaryota, Metazoa, Chordata, Actinopteri, Cyprinodontiformes, Cyprinodontidae.